This is a messenger RNA of Callithrix jacchus (white-tufted-ear marmoset), 6706 nucleotides long. Lineage: Eukaryota; Metazoa; Chordata; Mammalia; Primates; Cebidae. The record is from RefSeq and is a predicted model, not a curated record.
UCUACAGACCCCACCUUUCUCUUCUAGCGUUAACUGAUACUUAUUGGAUAGUAUCUAUAGUAUACCUGGCUGUUCUGUUCUGUAUUCUGCUCUACUAGUAGUUUACAUGGUAGACUCUUCUCAGUUAUUUGAAGUGUAUGUUUUAGAUCAGGGGCUGGCACUAUGGCCUCCUGCUUUUUACAAAUAAAGUUUUAUUGGAACACAACCAUGCCGAUUCAUAUACAUAUUGCCUGUGGCUGCUUUGGCUUAAAACAAGAGUUGAAUAGUUGCUACAGAGUCAUAUGGCCCGCAAACAUAAAGCAUUUACCAUCUGGCUGUUUAACAGAAAGUUUGUUUAUCACAGUUGUGGUUUAGUGAUUCUCGAAAGCGUGGUCCUUGGGCCAGCAAUUCAGUGUUACCUCAGCAUCACCAUGCAUUGUUAGAAAUGCAAAUUCUUGGACCCACCUACUGAGUCAGAAAUCCUGGGUAAUCUAUGUUUUAAGAAGCUUUCCAGGUGGUUCUGAUACACAUUAAAAGUCUGAGAUACCCUCUUCUACAUAAAUGUUUCCCAAAUGUUUGCCACACUUACUGACUUUAUUAUUAUUAUUUUUGAGACUGAGUCUCUGUCACCCAGGCUGGAGUGCAGUGGCGUGAUCUUGGCCCACUGCAACCUUCACCUCCUGGAUUCAAGCAAUUCUCGUACCUUAACCUUUCGAGUAGCUGAGAUUACAAGUGUGCACCGUUACUCCCUGCUAAUUUUUAUAUUUUUGGUAGAGUUGAGGUUUCGCCAUGUUGGCCGGGCUGGUCUCAAACUCCUGACAUCAAGUGAUCUGCCUGGCUUGGCCUCCCAAAGCGCUGGGAUUACAAGCAUGAGCCACCAUGCCCAGCCUUGCCUUUAUUAUUUUUUACUGUUUUCUAUUUAUUUAAUACUUUCCUUUAUGUCAACUCACUUUCUAAAGACUUUAAAAUGAAAAUUUAAAAUUUUAUUAAUUUUAAAAUGAAAGUUUAUACCACCAUAAAAAUAAAUACAAUGAAAACAAAAUGGUGUUUUACAAAGAUAGAGCUAGACUCUCUUGCCACUUAGGGUUCCCUGUGCUAAAAAUUAGAAGUUGUUAAAUUUAUUAAAUAAGUACUGUUGCAAAAUGGGAACUUUUUUUUCUUAAUCAUGAUUAAUAACUUUCUUACUGAGUGGUAUUUAAAAUGUCAUGUUGGGGAAAUCAUAUAACCCUUAAAGUUGUCUUUUUGUGCAAAUCUCAUGCUUUGGAAAUUACUGUUUCAGGGAGUAUUCAUGUUAAAGGAAAGCUGAUUGAACUAUAUAUACCCAAGCCAAUAAGCAGAAAUGACUGGACAGAAAGAAAUACAAGCCUGUGAGACAGAGAGAUCUAGGAGAUCCCUAGAGAGGUCCAUCUAGAGGUCCAUCUCCAGGGUGAAAUUACCUCAUUUAGCUAAAUUUCUCACCUCUCCCUUUAGUGCUUUGGUCCAUGGGGGUAGAUGAUUCUGCAGGAUUUCACCAAUUGGUUCCAUAAUGGGAAUGUGAAAGGUUCCUGGCUAUGGGAAAAGCCGCUUAUCAAAGAGAAGCCUGAUAGAAAUGCUAGGGGAAGUGGCUGUGAGUCUGCAUUAUAGAUGGGAGCAGAGCAGCAGAGCAUGUUGGUAGGACUAAGCAGUUGAUUCACCUGAAUCUGGAUACCAUGUAUGAAUAUUUUGAAAAAUUCCUGUUAUAAUUUAAUUUACUCCAUUGUGUUAGAGGGAAUACUUCUCUGCACAUGGUGUUCUAUACAGUUAUUGGUUGAUGUGCUUUAGGGUCUAGUAAUUAUUUAUAGCAAUAGAAUCUUACUUUCCAUUGUAUCCCCAGGUUGCUGAGUUGCUUUAGUUAUUUCUCUAUUUCCUUAACUAAGAGAUUAUGGACAUAAUUUGCUUCUGUCAUCUUUUCACUAAAAAUCUAAUGGGAAUGAAGAAUUACACAUGAAUGUUUAAUAAGUUCUGUGAUACUGGUGAUAGGUAUCUGCAUUUGAAAAAAGUGUUUUAAAAAGUACAAAGGACAGUCAAGCACCUAUAUGAUGGAACAAAUGUUAUUUUGUAUAUUUCUGUCAAACUUUAAAAAGUGUGUAAAGCCUCACAGAUAAAGUCUUUUAUGGUCCCCUUCAUGGUCUCAGUCCUUUCCCCAGAGGAAACCUUUUUGUGAAUUUGUUGUAUAUUCACUAUGACACAGUAUUCCUGCUGUGUUAUUUAAAUAGUUUUAAGGCUCACAUCUCCUUCAUGGUAAUCUUGUUUUCAUUUUAACUUCUUCCUUUAUCAUUGGGUUGUCUGUCACCUCUGUUCUUUGAUAUUCUCAUUUCUUUUCCCUUUUUUAUUUCUUUCUUUCUUUUAGAUUUGGGGAGGCUCUAGUUAGCUUCUGCAGCUAUCACCAGCUGAUGAGAACUUGUCUUUCUUAGUAGAUAAAUCAGCCAAUCACUUUUUCUUUGAUUCUUUUCAGCUAUUGUUUCGUAGCCAAAGAUAGCUUUGAUUACGUCUAGUUUUGUAUAUAGAAAGUUCUGGAUGAUAGAAGGCACCAGCUAUCCAAAAUGCAAGUGUUACUGUAUCAGAAUUGCAGCUCUGCAAGUAAGUAUCAAAAUACAAAAUUUAGCAGGCUGCAACUUUUUAUUCCAUGUAUCUUAAAUUCUAUGUAACCCACUCUAGGACUUAAUUUUAAAGUAACUUCAAGCUUUUCUAAUGUCUCUUAAUUUAAGACGAGAAAUAUGCUGAUUUCCUAAAGCAGGUAUGCCCCAAAACAGGAUGGCAUUGAUCACUGCCAGCUGCCAAGACCCUUUGCUUAUAUUAAUGAGAGAGGUUAGGCAGGGCAUGGAAUAGAGCCCUUGGAAUGCAGAUUCUUUAGUAUUCCUUUCUCACAUUUCCAUCAUCACCAUUCUGAUUAGCUUCAAAGAUUCUACAGGCUUUUUUCCCUACAAUCAAGGCUUUUUCCCAUUCUCAUUCUUUAUAAUCGUGUGAUACGGAUUUUCACAGACAAGUGGGCUAGAUUUUUAACAUUUAAAAAACAUUAACCUUUGAUUAAUAAUAGAAUUCUGGAAAUUUAUUCUACAAUGGGCAUUGUAUUUUUAAAAUGUUCGGCUUGUCAUGGGAGUUAUUGUUGGGGGUGAUACUAGUACCUAUUUCUGAUUAUAAACUUAUAGGAUUAUAUGAACCAGAAGAUUAAGAAGAAUAACUUUUCUGAGCUGUAUAGCACCCUUGUGUUUGCAUUUUCUGGAGGAAAGGAAAGCUGCUUUGUUUUAUUGGAAGUGACUUGAUGUCACAUUUGGAAGGCAGACUGUCAUAAUUGUUUUUUCCUGUUGCCAUCUUUGGCAUAGUACUCUUUGUUUCCUUUCCUUAUGUAAUAAACAUGUGCCUGAAAAGUUUAGGAUAUCAAGACAUAUAAAAUGUUUUCAUAGCAUCUAUAUAAUUAUGUUAAGACAUGGAGUCCUUUUGUAAAAUGAACCCUAUACUUUGAACUGUUUAAAUAUACAGUGGGUUAAACUGAGUGUAUAUAUUAAUAAGAGCAUAUGGAGUAAGGGAGUAAUGUUUUUUUAAAGGGUUAACUACAAAGGAUUUGUAUAGGUGGGCUUUAAGCUGAAUUCUAGAGGAACAACAAAGGUAGGUGGGAGAAGUUGGUAUGAGUGGGUUAGAAGUUAGAGGAAGAUGUGAAAAUGAUCAGAUUAGUAUAAUAGUUACUGUGCAGCAGUAGUAAUCACUUUUACUUUGGUUCUACAUGAAGACACAAGGUGUUUCUUUUCUUUCUUUCUUCUUUUGAGACGGAGUCUGGCUCUGUGGGCCAGGCUGGAGUGCAGUGACACCAUCUUGGCUCACUGCAACCUCCAACUCCCAGGUUCAGGUGAUUCUCCUACCUCAGCCUCCCGAGUAGCUGGGAUUACAGAUUUGUGCCACUAUGCCCAGCUAAUUUUUGGAUUUUUAGUAGAGAUAGGGUUUCACUGUGUUAGCCAGGCUGGUCUCGAACUCCUGACCUCAAGUGAUUCACCUGCCUCGGCCUCUCAAAGUGCUGGGAUUACGGGCAUGAGCCACCACUCCCUGCGACACAAGGUUUUACUUGUACACUGCUUUAGAUCUCGUCCUGCCCUGGACUAGACUAGAAAUUGGCCAUAGAUACAGUUGCCCACAUUAUUGUGUGAACUCGCAGCUUGCUUUGGAAGAAAUGGAGAGAGGAACAUUUCUCUGCAUUUGGGGAUUCAAGGGAUCAGGGAAAUAAGCUUUAAACUUUUGGUUAUAUACCUCUCUACCUGUAGCUUUCCUUUCACUGAAGGGUUAUGGAUCUUAUGUCAGAGAGGAGGGAACUGUCCUGUCUCAAGCCCACUGUGACAUGUGACCCUCAACUAGCAUGCUUGUGAGAAGGGCUUUGGUUGCCAUACUAGAAAAUGUAGGAGGGCUUCCCUUCUGCUGCCCCCAUUUAUAGACAUGGGGGUGCCUCCACUGCUUUGUAUGCUGUUGCAUUUUCUCUUCCCUCUUUGUUUUCUCUAAGCUAAGCUCUAAGCUAAUUCUGUACAAAAAAAAUACUGAUUGUUCUUGUAAAUUGCUUGCCGUUUAAUGCCUGAUAAUGUACUGUAAAAUAGGAUUCUGCAUACCAUUAAAUAUGUCAAAUAUUACAAACUUCAAGGUUCUUUUGAAAUUACAAUACUAAACUCAGUUCACUUUUGCUUAGCCUUCACAGUUGUUGAUCACAUAGCAUGGUCAUCCACUCACAGCUUAAAAAAAUACAGGGAGCAUCGGAGAGAAUGGGAGAUACUACUCGUCAACGAAUCAAAUUCAGUGAUGACAGAGUAUGCAAGAGUCACCUUCUCAACUGUUGUCCUCAUGAUGUCCUUUCUGGAACUAGAAUGGACCUUGGAGAAUGUCUGAAAGUCCAUGACCUGGCUUUAAGAGCGGAUUAUGAAAUUGCAUCCAAAGAACAAGAUUUUUUCUUUGAACUUGAUGCCAUGGAUCAUCUGCAGUCAUUCAUUGCAGAUUGUGAUCGUAGAACAGAGGUGGCCAAGAAAAGAUUAGCAGAAACCCAAGAAGAGAUUAGUGCUGAAGUAGCAGCAAAGGCAGAACGUGUUCAUGAGUUAAAUGAAGAAAUUGGAAAAUUGUUAGCCAAGGUGGAACAACUGGGAGCUGAAGGGAAUGUGGAGGAAUCCCAGAAAGUAAUGGAUGAAGUGGAGAAAGCACGGGCAAAGAAAAGAGAAGCAGAGGAAGUUUAUCGGAAUUCUAUGCCAGCUUCGAGUUUUCAACAGCAGAAACUUCGUGUCUGUGAAGUCUGCUCUGCCUAUUUAGGACUUCAUGAUAAUGACAGAAGACUGGCUGAUCAUUUUGGGGGUAAACUGCACCUGGGAUUUAUUGAAAUAAGAGAGAAGCUUGAAGAAUUAAAGAGAGUUGUAGCUGAGAAGCAGGAGAAAAGAAACCAGGAACGGCUGAAACGAAGAGAAGAAAGGGAGAGAGAAGAAAGAGAGAAGUUGAGGAGGUCCCGAUCUCACAGCAAGAAUCCGAAAAGAUCCAGGUCCAGAGAGCAUCGCAGACAUCGAUCUCGCUCCAUGUCACGUGAACGCAAGAGGAGAACUCGAUCUAAAUCUCGGGAGAAACGCCAUCGCCACAGGUCCCGCUCCAGCAGCCGUAGCCGCAGCCGUAGCCACCAGAGAAGUCGGCACAGUUCUAGAGAUAGGAGCAGAGAACGAUCCAAGAGGAGAUCCUCAAAAGAAAGAUUCAGAGACCAAGACUUAGCAUCAUGUGACAGAGACAGGAGUUCAAGAGACAGAUCACCUCGUGACAGAGAUCGGAAAGAUAAGAAGCGGUCCUAUGAGAGUGCUAAUGGCAGAUCAGAAGACAGGAGGAGCUCUGAAGAGCGCGAAGCAGGGGAGAUCUAACUAGCUGUGUACAUUUCUUCAGUCCUUAAGCUUCCUACGGAGUUACGUACUAUUGUUUAGUUCACAGCUGUUCAGGGUGACAGUAAGCAGAUCCAGACACCAGAUCCAGCUAGGCUAGAUGUACAGUAUCUAACUUGAUCUGAACUGAACCUGUUUUCCUUGAUGAUGCCUAAAACUACAUCCAUAGUUUCUGGUGAACCUGUAAUACAGUUCUGAAAGUACCAUUUUAUAUAAUAGGAUGCUGAUCUCUAUUCUUUCAAGUAAGAGUGAUAGUGAACAAAUUGUGUUACUUGCCUUGGGAUUUUUUGAACAUUUGUAAAAUGCUGUCUUCCUAGUCCAAACAGCUGCAGCUUUGGGCAUUUGCUUUUUAAUUCUUCUUUCUCUGACUUUGUAUCCCUUAAUACCUACACUCUCCAAUUGUAAGAGAAGGCGGGCAGGGAAGCAAUAGAGCUUCCAUUCUAAGGCUCUACUCCCGUUAUGAAUUACUAGUGAUUACAGUUCAGAGCAUUGAUCCUGGAAUGUGUGCUGGAGAAAUUUAAAAUACUGGGUUUUUUGUUUAAUGGGGCCUAUUUAGAGUUGGAAAUUGAACAGCUGUUGCAUUACAUACUUUUGCUUUUUUAUUGAAAUUUUGAAAUCAAACUUGUCUUGAUUUUUCUGUUCUGUUGAAUUGCUAUAUUCAGGAUGUUCUUGGGGGGUGGGGGCAGGGACUUCGUAAUAAGCACUUGUUUUACUUUGUGUGUGUGGAGUAUAAAGGCUACACCCUUAUUGUAAACAUAAUAAAAUGAAAGAAACAAUCACCACCACCAUUAUUAAACUGUAACUUGUCUAGUAAAUUGUCACUAGAACUA